This is a messenger RNA of Silurus meridionalis, 1995 nucleotides long. RefSeq names its product pleckstrin homology domain containing, family D (with coiled-coil domains) member 1 (gene plekhd1). Bases 1 to 1479 code for a protein of 492 amino acids. The transcript is spliced from 13 exons. The record is from RefSeq and is a predicted model, not a curated record. Lineage: Eukaryota; Metazoa; Chordata; Actinopteri; Siluriformes; Siluridae.
AUGGAGCAGCCCGACUCCAGCAUCCCGGAUAUCAGGAGUAAAGUGCAGCUGCAUGGCGUGCUGUGGAAAAGAGCCUCCGGAAGACCAUCAGCCAAAUGGGCUCGGAGAUUCUUUAUUAUCAAAGACAGCUUUCUGCUCUACUAUGCUGAGAGCGAGAAAAGAAACUUUGAAGCUAACAGAUACUUCAACAUCCAUCCAAAGGGAGUUAUUCCUCUCGGUGGAUGUGUGGUUGAGCCUAAGGAGGAUCAGGGCAUGCCUUUUACCAUGGUUAUAAAUCAUGAGGAAUUUAAUGGGGAUAUAGUGUUAGCAGCUGAUUCCGAGUCAGAGCAAAGCCAGUGGCUGGAGAUGCUGGAGGAAUCAGGCAAAGUCACCUGGAAGAACGCCCAGCUGGGAGAGGCUAUGAUUGAGAGUCUAGAGGCCCAGGGACUGCAGUUGGCCAAAGAGAAACAGGAGUACCUGGAUAAACUGAUGGUCGAGACUGAGGAACUGAGCUUACAGAGAGAACAGAAGGCGGAACUGGAGCGGCUGAAUCAGGUGCUGGAGAAAGAGAAGCAGAGGUUUGAGGAGGUCCUGGUGGAGCUUCGAGCUGAGCAGGAGCAGAUCAAGCGGGAUUUGGAUGGAACAGCUCGGUCACUGAAAGGAGUCGAGUCUGAGAAAGAGGAGCUUAACCAUCUGACCGUUCGGCUCCAGCGGUCUCUAGAGGAGCUCUCUAAGGAAAAACAGCGUACACUGGACAUGCUCCGAGAGAAAGAGGUGGGCAGAAUUGAUUCGACGGACCAGGCUUCUGCUCCAGACCCUAAACACCCAAAACCACAGGAGCAGCUACAGGGCAACCUGAGAAACAUCGAAGAGCACAUGUCAUGUCUACUCUGUGAAAAGAAGCAGGCAGAAGAGAGGCUGAGACAGAAUGAGCAGCGAGCUCAUGUACUGCAGGAGGAGAGAGAGUUUUACUCGAGUCAGGCUCAAGCACUUCAGCAGUCCCUCAGUCAGCUAACAGCUGAUAAACAGCAGGCUGAAGCUGAGCUCAAGGCUGAAAUGGAAUCCAGGGCAGAGUUAGAACGCAGGUUGCAGAUGGCAGAGGAGGCCCUAAAGAACCUGGAACAGGGGUUGAACUGUUUGGAGCGCAGCCGAGAAAGAGAUGAGAGGAUGAUAGGAGAAGUCAGCCACCUUCGUAAGUUCUUUGAGGAGUGUAUAUGUGCUGCAGAGAUCGAAGCCAAGCUUCCUGCCAUCAUGAAGAACUCUGUGUACUUGCAUAAAGCUGCCGCUCGCCGAAUUAAGAGCUGUCGCAUCCAGAGACAUGCUUCCAGGCAACAGUGGCGGAAACAAUCACAGUCUUUUGCUGGACCACAUGGUGAGACUUCCAGUCUGGAGGACCUAAAAGAGGCCACUCAGCAUCCAACCUCGGACAGUUGCUUUAGACAGCAAAGCAAAGGAUAUAAGGCUCUCAGCCAACAAAACACAGUGCAAUCUGAUGACUGAGAUCAGUGCAAGGAACCGACGCCAAUCUGGUCUGAUUACUGAUGUCUAAAUGAAUAAAGAUUUGCACACAGUUUUGGAUGUAAAUUUGUAAAUGGAUGAACAGGUUCUUGCUUUUUCGACUAAUACCAAAUUUUACCUGAUCAAAACACACUUAGUCCCCGUUUCAAGUCAAGUCAAGAGGCUUUUAUUGCUUUUAUUGUUUUAUUGGCUUUUAUUGGCUUGUUUGCUGUUAUAAUAACCUCCAAUCUUCUGGAAGGAUGUUUCACUAAGAGUCCUGGGGUGUAUUCAGCAUUCCAAUUCAUACCAAAGAUGUUCAACCUUUAAAUACGAUAUCUUCAUGGAGCUAGCUUUGUGCACAGGGGCAUUGUCAUGCUGGAAGAGGUUUGGGUCUCCUAGAUGAAGUGAAAGGAAAAAGUAAUACUAAUGCUAUACAACUGUGUGCCUUUAGCUUUGCGGCAAUAGUUUGGGAGCAGAACCACAUAUGUAUCCAAAUUUGUUUGUCCAUAUAUAUAUAUA